AGGAGGAAGGACUGAAAUCGUAUGCAAUUCUAAACAUCCAAUGGUUUUCCAAUGCAUUCAGUAAGCUUAUUGCUGACAAGGAUCACAUAAACAGGGACUGCAAACGACGAUACAUUGAAGAUUGGAACCGUUUUAAUGCCACAGGAAAUCUCAGGAAAUCACUGGUAGAUGCACUGUGGAAAGAAGAAUCUUUAUAUAUAGAACACAAGGCAAUACUUAUGUCAUUCAUGGAGAAAUUACGGAUGUUAGUCAGCAUUGAAGGAGAAUCCUCCUGGUAUGUCCCCUGCAUGAACCAAAAGCCUUUCACACACGACGUCUUUCAACAGACAAUAGAGAAAUCGUCCAUUCUGUGUUUUCGAUUCACUUCCUUUGCCAUGUUUGUCUACUACAGGCUAAUUGCAUAUUGCAUGAGUUUCCUGAAGUGGAAUGUACAGUUUGAUAAGGACAAAAGUCAAUGUCUGUAUCAAACAGCAGCGAUUUUCGAAACCGAAAAUCACACAGUUAUCGUUGGUAUAAUCGAUAAAGACAUCCAGCUGCAGGUGCUGCGAAUUUAUGAUCCACAACGCUCGGUUUCCUGCAAAAUUGGAAAAUCCAUUCAAACAGCCUUAACAGAAUUGACAGAAACAUUGAAUGAGAAGAAAACCUUUCAGAAAGGUUACAAAUGCCUUAAUCUUUUCUGCAGUGAAAAGGAUCUAACUUUUAUUCCUGAGGAAGAACUUUCUGGAAGUCAAUGCAAUUGUCCUAUAGGCAGUGGAAAACAUAAGAUAGAUGUUCAAUGGACUUUGGGAUUUUGGAAAGAUUGUGGAAGAAAUCUUGAGGGUCGUGAUAGAUUUGCAAAACUGGGAAUGGCGAUAAUCGAUGUUUUAACACAGGCCCUCAGAGACGUUUUAGAAAGAGAGAUUCCCUCUACACAUAUUAAUGGAAAAGUGACAUCAUCACAAUUACCAAAAGGUCUUAAAGGUCCAAAUCCUUACAAUCCCUCAGCCCACAAAUAA
Molecule: messenger RNA, 995 nt
Organism: Saccostrea cuccullata (small rock oyster)
Lineage: Eukaryota; Metazoa; Mollusca; Bivalvia; Ostreida; Ostreidae
Exons: 3
Coding region: 219-995 (258 amino acids)
Source: RefSeq, a predicted model, not a curated record